Molecule: messenger RNA, 2220 nt
Organism: Tetrahymena thermophila SB210
Lineage: Eukaryota; Ciliophora; Oligohymenophorea; Hymenostomatida; Tetrahymenidae
Product: kinase domain protein
Exons: 12
Biological process (GO): mitotic DNA damage checkpoint signaling; protein phosphorylation
Cellular component (GO): cytoplasm; nucleus
Molecular function (GO): protein serine/threonine kinase activity; ATP binding
Source: RefSeq, a predicted model, not a curated record
AUGGGCUUGAAAGAAAUAAUCAAAUUGAUCCUAAACCAGAAAAAAUAUUUCUAAAAUUUCGAGUAUUUAAGCAGCGGUGCUUACGCCCUUGUCUUGAAGGCUAAAAACGUUAAGAAUAAUCGCAUGGUUGCCCUUAAAUUCCUAACAUGUACUAACAAAGAUGGUUUGAAGGGCAUCGAAUCUUUGAAAAAAGAAUAUGAAUUGCUUCAGAAAUUCAGCUAAUCUGAUUUUUUGGUAAAUGUCUACGAUUGCUUCUAUCUAAUGGAGCAAGAAGUAGAAGAGGAUAAAGAUGGUAAUGAAAAGUCCAUCAUAACAUAAGAGAAGUCCUUUUUUGUGAUGGAAAUGGAGCUUUGCGAGCAAAAUCUUAAACAGCUCUUCGAUUAUUUAAGAAAGACAUAACUACCCUCUAAAUAAAUAAAGGAAAUAAUAGCUAUUCAAAUGCUAGAAGGAUUAAAUACCCUUCAUAUUAAAAAUAUCAUGCACAGAGACAUCAAGCCUCAUAAUUUCCUAGUUUGUCCUUCUCAAACUUAUGGAUUUAAUAUCAAAAUCUGUGAUUUGGGAUUUGCAUCUGCAGUAACAAAAUCGAAAAGCCAUUACCUAUCAAAGAAAGGAACUGAUUCUUACUUUGCUCCAGAGGUAGAAAAAGGAUAAUCCAGAAUUCAGUCUGACCUCUUUUCUCUAGGACUAAUUUUACUUGAGUUAGAUAAUCUGAAUGUGCUAUAUGAAAAUUGGAUUGACUUUGAUAUAAAAGGAGAGAUUUAUUAAGGAAAAGGAAUAGCUUCGAAAUAUUAGAUUGAUAGAAAUUCUAAUAUCUAUAAAAUAGCCGAGAUUUGCUUAAAACCAAAAUAUUUAGAAAGGACAACUUCAGGAAACCUACUUUCUGAGCUUAUUAAGCUUCAUGGAGAACCACUGAAAUUCACACUUGCAUCUAUGAUAUUAGAAGAAUAAAUUCCGUAGUAAGCAUAAUAAAUAUUCAAUAGAAUUAAUGAGCUUCAAAAAAAUAAACAAACUUAGUUUGAGAAAGAUGCAUAGAUCUUGCUUGAUAACACAGAUUCAAAAAUAAAGAGAAAAGAUACUAAUAAACAAUUUACAAAAGUAGAAAUACUAUCCAAGCUAUUAAAAAGUCUAUAUGAAGAUAAGAAAUAUGUAAAUAAUUUCCAAAUUCUUAAUUUUGGAAGCUUUGGUAUGGUAUUAUCUACUAAAAAAGUUGACAAAGAAAUAGUAUUAAAAAUACAAAAGAUUGUUGAUGAACAAGAAAUUUAAAAUGAAAUUAGAAUAAUGUAAUAAUUAAAAACACCUUUAGUUGUCUAGCUAUAUGACAAUUAUGUCAUAGAAAAAGCUACAGCACCUGAAAAGUAUGUAGUUUUCGAAUUAGAAAAGUGUUCAUGUUCACUUUAGGAAUAUCUAGAAAGUUAAGGAAAAGAAGGAGAGUUUAGUAAUGAAGAAAAAUUGAAUAUUGCAAUCCAAAUAAUUGACUCUGUCAAUUAUAUUCAUUGCUUCAAUAUUAUUCAUAGAGAUAUUAAACCUGACAAUUUUUUGGUAUGUUUGGAUGGCAAUCAACUUGAAAUCAAACUGUGCGAUUUUGGAUUAUCAGCUUAACUUGAAAAAAAUUGUGAAUAGAUUGAAAUUUUAGAAAUGGUAGGAAAUUGGGCGUACAUGGCACCUGAAAUUUUAACUAAAGAAGAUCACUAAAAUAAGAUAUACUCUAAAAAAUCGGAUUCUUAUUCAGUUGGUUUACUAUUAUCUUUGCUUGACAAUUACUUCAUUUUGAAAGAAAAUACAGGAUCUACUUUCAUGAUGAUGACUUUAAAUUAAUAUGAUGAGUCUUUCAAACAAAUAAAUAUUAAGCGAAACACUGAAAUAUUUAAAUUUAUUCAACUAUUAGUUGUCUGGGAAAGAGUCAACAGAGCUUCUCUUUCUAUUAUUGUUGAAUAAAAUUCAAAAAAAUUCAAAUCAAACUAAAAUGAUAUGAAAUAAAUUAUAUCAUAGCAUUAUUUAGGUCCUCUAUAAAAUGUUGAGGCUGUAAACAUAGGAUCCGUAGGGAAAUUACUUUCUUAAAAUAAGAUUCCAAUUUAAGACACCAAAUAAAUAAAGAUAGAUAGUAUGAAUGAUUUGUAUAAAAUUACAGAAUUUCAAGUUAUCGAAAUAGAUUUACCAUUUAAUUAACAUUUAAUAUUUUUGAUAGAAAUUAUGAAUGAUUUGAUAUUUAGUCAUUUAUGA